Sclerotinia trifoliorum is the source of this 1542-nucleotide messenger RNA. Lineage: Eukaryota; Fungi; Ascomycota; Leotiomycetes; Helotiales; Sclerotiniaceae. The record is from the annotation of a GenBank genome assembly.
ACUAUUAAAUGGACAAUGAACGGUAAGUGCAAGCAAGCAAAGACCUCUAAAGCCGGAGGUAUUCUUCGCAUCUUUUUCUUACUGUUGACGGUUUCGUGGUGCUGCUCAAAACGUUUCCGGCGCAACUCCAAAUCAGAUUGCUGGUUUUUGUUGCAGACUGUUAUGAGCACAUGUGCCGAAUUUCCAUUCACUUGUUUCGCGCGCUGAAGUUCUACUUCGACAUCUCAUUUACAGUCGUUCAUUAGGAGAGCACCACAGGACGAAUGAUUAGCAUCAUUUGGCAACCAAGGUGAUUAUGGUUGCUCUCACUAGAAGAAAUCCCGGAGUCUUGCUCCAACGAUCGCUACCUUAUGUUGUGAUUUUGUUACUCUUGAACUUUGUCUUUUACAGUCGUUUAAAUAUAUCGCAGCUUCGUCUAUUUUUCCAAACACCCAGUUCACGCCACAGUGUAUGUGAAGCGCAAGGCUGGCGUCCAUAUCAACAUCCACCCGAAAGGCCUCGGAAGGUUUACGAUCUUUUCAUGUUAAGUUCGGAGCUAGACUGGCUCGAGAUUCGUCUCAACACUCUCGCAGACCAUGUCGACUAUUUUGUCAUAGUCGAAUCUAAUAUCACCUUUACCGGGCAUCCCAAGCCUCUCCAUUUUCUAGACAACCAGUCACGUUUUUCUCAACUUUCUCCUAAGAUAAUAUAUCAUCUCCUUGAGAACCGGCCUCUUACUUCUCAUCGGACAUGGGAUUAUGAAGAUCAUCAACGAAAUGCCAUGUUCACACAAGUCAUUCCCCGGCUCAACGGUGACCAAACUGCCAACCAAGGAGAUGUGCUCAUUGUCUCAGAUAUCGACGAGAUUCCACGUCCCGAGACCGUUGACCUCUUACGAGCUUGUGAUUUUAACAAGCGGCUCACACUUCGCAGCCGCUUCUAUUAUUACGGUUUCCAAUUUCUCCAUAAAGGUCCCGAGUGGCCUCACCCUCAAGCAACCAUCUACGCCGGACCUACCAAAACCAUUCUUCCAGCCGAUUUAAGAAAUGGCGAAGGAGGUUUCGGACCGGUUACCUAUUUCCAAAAGCGAGAUUUGGCAAACGCUUCCUGGCAUUGCUCAUCUUGCUUUUCGAUGAUUUCGGAGACAUUGAACAAGAUGGCAAGCUUUUCGCAUACAACUCUGAACCUUGCGGUGUACAGGAAUGAAUCAAGGAUAGUGGAUAGAGUGAGGAAAGGGCUGGAUUUGUGGGAUAGGAAAGGCGAGGAGUAUGAAAUAUUGAUGGAUAAUAAUGAUAUCCCGGAAUGGGUGGUCAAUAAUAGUGAGAGGUUUAGAUAUUUACUGAGAAGGGAGGGUAAAGAUGGCGGGUUUUUGGAUUAUAUCGCUGAUGAUGACGUUAAGGCAUCUUAACUUGAAACUCCAACUAGGUCCGGAAACAUGUACAAAGCUUUUAUGCGCAAUAGAUGGAUAUAUGUGCAGUACAAUUGACCUUAACAAAAUUCUCAUAGAUCGAUAGACUUCGAUAAAAGUAGUUAUUUUACUCCGUUCAUGCCUAUUGUUCACAC